Hemiscyllium ocellatum (epaulette shark) is the source of this 6048-nucleotide messenger RNA. RefSeq names its product vinculin. The record is from RefSeq and is a predicted model, not a curated record. Bases 172 to 3594 code for a protein of 1140 amino acids. Gene Ontology annotation, molecular function: structural molecule activity; actin filament binding. The transcript is spliced from 23 exons. Gene Ontology annotation, cellular component: actin cytoskeleton. Gene Ontology annotation, biological process: cell adhesion. Lineage: Eukaryota; Metazoa; Chordata; Chondrichthyes; Orectolobiformes; Hemiscylliidae.
UUUACUCUGGAGACUUUCGAGGAGAAAGGGGUAUUUGCGAGUGUUUUUGCACUGUGGGACGGAAAGUGGAGUUUUAUUUGAUAAUCGUUCCUUUUAUUUGGACGAUCGUAUUCCUUUCUUUCAUCUGUUUUACCUUGAAUUUAAAAGCCAAUUGUCAGUCGAGUUGCAACAAUGCCUGUGUUUCACACAAAAACGAUAGAAAGUAUCUUGGAGCCAGUGGCUCAACAAAUUUCUCAUCUAGUGAUUAUGCAUGAAGAGGGUGAAGUCGAUGGGAAAGCAAUACCUGACCUUACCGGUCCCGUUGCUGCUGUACAGGCAGCUGUCAGCAAUCUGGUCAGGGUUGGGAAAGAGACAGUACAGACAACUGAAGAUCAGGUCAUGAAGAGAGAUAUGCCACCAGCCUUCAUUAAGGUUGAAAAUGCCUGCACUAAAUUGAUCCAGGCUGCACAGAUGCUAAAGGACAAUCCAUAUGCUGUACCUGCACGUGAUUACCUCAUUGAUGGUUCUAGAGGUAUUCUCUCUGGAACUUCAGACUUACUGUUGACAUUUGAUGAAGCGGAGGUUCGUAAAAUCAUCCGUGUCUGCAAAGGCAUCUUGGAAUAUCUCACAGUAGCAGAAGUGGUUGAAACUAUGGAGGAUUUGGUGACCUAUACCAAAAACUUGGGUCCAGGAAUGACUAAAAUGGCUAAGAUGAUUGAUGAAAGACAACAGGAAUUGACCCAUCAAGAGCACAGGGUUAUGCUGGUAAAUUCCAUGAACACAGUGAAAGAACUUCUUCCUGUACUGAUUUCAGCUAUUAAGAUUUUUGUGACGACAAAGCAGUUCAAAAGCCAAGGAGUGGAAGAAGCUCUAAAGAACCGUAAUUUCACUGUGGAAAAGAUGAGUACCGAAAUCAAUGAAAUCAUUCGUGUUCUGCAGCUAACAUCUUGGGAUGAAGAUGCUUGGGCUAGCAAGGAUACAGAAACUAUGAGAAGAGCUUUAGCUAUGAUUGACUCAAAGAUGGACCAGGCCAAGAGCUGGCUAAGUGACCCUAAUGCACCUCCAGGUGAUGCUGGGGAGCAGGCUAUCAAACAAAUAUUGGAUGAAGCUGGCAAAGUUGGAGAACUUUGUGCAGGCAAAGAACGAAGGGAAAUUCUAGGCACUACGAAAGCUUUAGGCCAGUUGACUGACCAAGUAUCUGAACUCCGAGCCAGAGGUCAAGGGGCUACACCUAUUGCCAUGCAAAAAGCACAGCAAGUAUCCCAAGGACUCGAUAUGUUAACAGCCAAGGUGGAGAAUGCAGCCAGGAAGCUGGAGGCAAUGACUAAUUCAAAACAGGCUAUUGCCAAAAAAAUAGAUGCUGCUCAGAGCUGGUUGGCAGAUCCACAUGGAGGUCCUGAAGGAGAAGAGCACAUCCGUGGUAUUUUAACAGAAGCUAAGAGAAUUGCAGAUCUUUGUGAAGACCCCAAAGAACGAGAUGAUAUACUACGUUCGAUUAAUGAAAUAGGAGCAUUGACAGCCAAGCUGUCUGACCUGAAAAGGCAAGGUAAGGGUGAUACCCCAGAAGCACGUGCUUUGGCAAAGCAAAUUGCAACCACACUACAGAACUUACAGACCAAGGCAAACCGAGCAGUGGCAAAUAGUAGGCCUGUAAAAGCAGCAGUCAAUUUGGAAGGCAAAAUCGAGCAAGCCCAGCGUUGGAUUGAUAAUCCUACAGUUGAUGGGCGUGGUGUGGGCCAAGCAGCUAUUCGUGGACUUGUAGCUGAGGGCCGUCGACUGGCAAAUGCAAUGAUGGGCCCUUAUCGCCAAGAGCUGGUUGGAAAGUGUGACAAAGUAGAACAGCUAGCUGGACAACUUGCAGAUUUGGCAGCUCGGGGUGAAGGUGACAGUCCUCAGGCCAGAGCAAUUGCUGCACAAUUGCAGGAUGCACUAAAGGAUCUAAAAGGCAAAAUGCAAGAAGUCAUGACCCAGGAAGUAUCUGAUGUUUUUAGUGACACUACCACUCCAAUUAAGUUGCUUGCUGUAGCAGCCACAGCUCCACCAGAUGCACCAAACAGAGAAGAGGUGUUCGAAGAGAGGGCAGCAUAUUUUGAGAACCAUGCUGCCAGACUUGGUGCCACGGCAGAGAAAGCUGCUGCUGUUGGGGCUGCAAAUAAAAGCACCGUAGAAGGUAUACAGACAGCUGUGAAAUCUGCUCGGGAGUUAACACCACAGGUGGUUUCAGCUGCUCGCAUCUUGUUGAGAAAUCCUGGUAACCAAGCAGCAAAUGAACAUUUUGAAACCAUGAAAAACCAGUGGAUUGACAAUGUUGAGAAAAUGACAGGUUUGGUGGAUGAAGCGAUUGACACCAGGUCUCUUCUGGAUGCCUCUGAGGAAGCUAUCAAGAAAGACAUAGACAAGUGCAAAGUAGCCAUGGCUAACGUACAACCUCAAAUGCUAGUUGCUGGAGCAACAAGCAUUGCCCGUCGUGCAAACCGAAUUCUUUUGGUUGCUAAGAGAGAAGUCGAAAAUUCAGAAGACCCAAAAUUCCGUGAAUCAGUGAAAGCAGCAUCUGAUGAUCUCAGCAAGACUAUUUCUCCUAUGGUAAUGGAUGCUAAAGCUGUUGCUGGGAACAUUUCAGAUCCUGGUUUGCAGAAAAGUUUCUUGGAUUCAGGAUAUCGAAUUUUAGGUGCUGUAGCCAAAGUUAGAGAAGCCUUCCAACCUCAAGAACCAGAAUUUCCUCCUCCUCCACCUGACCUUGAUCAACUUCAUCUGAAUGAUGAACCUGCUCCUCCCAAACCACCACUUCCUGAGGGUCAAGUUCCUCCACCAAGACCACCUCCCCCUGAGGAAAAAGAUGAAGAAUUCCCUGAAAUGAAAGCUGGAGAAGUAGUCAAUCAGCCUAUGAUGGAGUCUGCUAGGCAGUUGCAUGAUGAAGCCAGAAAGUGGUCUAGCAAGGUAAAGCUGAUUAUCAAUGAAGCAAUUGAGGCUGAUGUAGAUGUGUAUGAUGGUGAUGAUGAUGAUGAUGAUGACGAUGAUGUUGAGUUGACUCUUCCCUCUGAUAAUGAAGAUGAGUACGAACCUGAGCUACUUUUAAUGCCUCCAAAUCAGCCAGUUAACCAGCCAAUUCUGGCUGCGGCUCAAUCUUUGCACCGAGAAGCAAGAAAAUGGUCUAGUAAGGGUAAUGACAUUAUUGGUGCUGCGAAGAGGAUGGCUUUGUUGAUGGCAGAAAUGUCACGACUGGUGCGUGGUGGUAGUGGAAACAAACGUGCCCUCAUUCACUGUGCUAAAGACAUAGCUAAGGCAUCUGACGAAGUGACACGAUUGGCAAAGGAAGUUGCCAAACAAUGUACUGAUAAGCGAAUCAGGACUAACCUUCUUCAGGUGUGUGAACGCAUCCCAACUAUCAGUACGCAACUUAAAAUUCUUUCUACUGUGAAAGCUACAAUGUUGGGACGCACUAAUAUUAGUGAAGAGGAGUCUGAGCAGGCUACGGAAAUGUUGGUUCAUAAUGCUCAGAACCUGAUGCAGUCUGUUAAGGAAACUGUACGAGAAGCAGAGGCAGCUUCCAUUAAGAUCAGAACAGAUGCAGGAUUCACCCUCCGUUGGGUUCGAAAAACUCCAUGGUACCAAUAAAACCGAGAGGAUUUCCUUGUCUUUGCCAUCUUGGUGCAUUAAGGGAGAAUUUCAUAUGAAAGAACAAAUGUUCUUCAUCUAAUUGGAGAGUAAGAGGAAUCAAAUUGGCAAUAUAUUUUAGUGUUAACAAUUCUAAUCUACAGCUUUCACUAGUAACAAAACCUCUGAAAGUUAACAGUAUAUUCAUUUAGUGUAUGCAAUAUUAAUUUGAAUUAUGCAAUGAUUAGCUGCAUAUUGAAACUUGCUCUAUUUUCACUUGUUUUCCUGAAAUCUCACAUUAAGAACUGAGAUUCCUAUUCCUAAUUUAUCCCUGUUAAACAGAAUCAAUCAUACAUUUAACAAAACAGACACAGUGAAGCUCUUGUUUGUUCAUGUCCUGCCAUUUCCAAAUAUACAGAACUGCUGUCCGUCAAUAGACAAAACGUGUGGCUUUAACCUAUAACCAGCUUAAUAUAUACUAAAAGGUUUUUUUUCUUCGAAUGGAGUAUGGCACAUUUUGGGGAGCCAUAUGGCUGAUCUGUCUUGAUUCUGAAGCUCGUCAUGUGUUCAGUACUGUUACACAGAUACUUUGUGCUUGCUGUGGCCAAGCUGUGCUAUGGCAGCGUAUGUGCUUAGUUACUUAUUAAGUUUGUUUAUUUGCUGUUCUUUAGGUCCCUGAUCAUUAAUUCAGUUUUAAGCCAAAGACACUAUGUUAAAUGACUUGAUGACUGGUAUAGUUUGAGAGAUGCACUACUAAUCAUGGAACAUGGUCUAUUAUGUCAUAUGCAUUUGGCCUGAUGGAUAUUGAAAACUAGCAAUUGAAAAAUGCACAUAUGAAUAUAAAAUUGAUUUGCUGAAAUUCUGAUAUAGUGCAGUGUUUAAGCAUGUUUUGAAUACUUGUAGCUAUUGGAAUGAAGUACUGAAGGGAUUAUUAGUUUUUACUAACUACAUCACAUUGUUUAAAGUCUGGACUGAAUCUAAAAUGGUAUGAUGAUUGACAGUUUAAAAUUUGCUUUGUUAGUCAAAUGAUGAGGAAAUGACUUUUUGCAUUCUGUUAUUUAAUGAGGUGACAAUUGGAUGCAUAAGUGUUUAAAAUGCUUUUUAUGAACUACAAAAAGUCAACUUAGAUUGGUUUGUUUCUGUGAAAAUAAAUGAAUGCAUGUUAAUCAUUGCCAGGGAAAUUGGUUGUUCAGUAUUUUGAAUACAUUUAGCCUUUUUUGAAAUAUCAAACUAUUUACUCAAAUUUCAGUGUGUGGGUACUUUUAAUCUGAAAUGUACACAAUUGCUUCACAGUAUGUUUAAUUUUGCAGUUGUGCAUAAUUUCCAUGGGGAUCUGAAGGAUCAAGCAUUUCCAAAUGAACAGAUUUGACUAUGUUUUGUGUAUUGCCCUGAGUGCUCAUGUACAAUUGUUCAAAAUGUGUAUUUUUCCAUAUGACAAGCAUUAUAAUAUUCAACUAGUUAUAAACCUUCACAAUAUCUGUUCCCUGCAUUUAAAUGAUUUCAGUAAUUGUUCUCUUUUUAAAAAAAAGUAUUUAUUGAAAUGUAUUUUCCAAAAUGUCCUAUCCAGACUAGUUUUAAAUCUAAGAUUGAGUUGAAGAAAUAGAAAACAUGGAGGAUAAUUAAACAAUUAUUUUGUGGCAUUUGACUUGUUUUAAAUAAUAUUAUCUGCAUUUUUAUUAAAAUUGGCAGUUACAUCUAUAAUAAAAAUUUCACGCAUAUGCAAUUUGUGGCCUUAGUUUGCCAACACAUUUUUCAAAAAAAGAAAAAUGAAAAGAAUGGAAAAUAAAAAGGAUGAAAAAUGAAACUAUUAUGCCUACAAUUCUUAAGGGACUGGCGCUUUUUUAUCUCUCCACAGAUGGCUUUGAUAAGCAUCAUGAGUGUGAUUAAAUUAUACUUUUAUUACUUGUGUGCUGAGAGUAUUGGUGUACAAAAUGCUGGUAAUUUAUUUAUUUGGAAACUUGCCACAGUUAAGUUUGUUAUUGAUAAAUGCUAGUAACUUCAAUACUUUGUUCAUAUGGAGCUUUUUAAAGUUCUUUCUUAGGGGGAAGUGUCCCACUGGCAAAGCUAGCAUUUUUCUUCUUAAUUUCCUUUUGAGAAAGUGGUGGUGAAUUACUGCUAUAGGCAGCAGUUCAAAUUGUAAAGUCAAAAGAUAUCUUGGAACUAUUGUUAGUCUUCAGCACUUCACACUUGGCAGCUGUGAAAAUUAAGUGACUACAUGCCUAUUAUUCAAGUUUUUAAAAAAACGUAUCAUAAACUAGUAGACUUGAUCUUUGAUAAAUCUUUUUGAGAGAUAGCCUUAAUACAAAUAGAGAAUCCAUUACACUUCAGUACUGGUGUAUAUUGUAAUGGUUCUUACUUAGUUCAGUUUUCAUUUUCUUGCAAAAGACUACUUAUUCUUCGUGGAGAAAGUGAGGUCUGCAGAUGCUGGAGAUCAGAGCUGAAAGUGUUGCUGGAAAAGCGCAGCAGGUCAGGCAC